Messenger RNA from Salvia splendens (bonfire salvia), 1134 nucleotides. RefSeq lists its product as uncharacterized. The record is from RefSeq and is a predicted model, not a curated record. Lineage: Eukaryota; Viridiplantae; Streptophyta; Magnoliopsida; Lamiales; Lamiaceae. Gene Ontology annotation, molecular function: double-stranded DNA binding. Gene Ontology annotation, biological process: regulation of DNA-templated transcription. The coding region runs from base 1 to 1134 and encodes 377 amino acids. The transcript has a single exon.
AUGAUUGCAAUUGCGCGCCGGAAUCUCCCAUUUUCAUUUCUAAACCCUAAUCCAUUCCUCUGCAACUCCAAUCUUCAUUUCUUCCCCUCAAUCCAAUUCCAUUCUAGUUCUAGGAUCUCUGCAAUUUACGAUGUGUUGAUCCAUAACCACCAAUUCCCCCAUGAACUGGCUUCACUAGCCGCAUCACGCGUGACUAAAUUCGGAACACCCGAAAGAGCCGAUUCCGUAUUAUCAUUCCUAAAAGAGAACCGCUUUACCACUCCUCAGCUCCAGAAAUUGGUCCUGUACAGUCCUCUGAUUCUAGGGUACACUGUUGAGCGAUUGAAUUCCAGAUUGAAGUUGUUUCAAAAUUUGGGGAUUUCCUCCGAUGAGAAUGCCAAGAUAGUUUUCAGCAAUCCAACGAUUCUGCAUUCGAGUAUGUCGAACAAGAUCAUUCCUUCGUUAUCGAUUCUGAAAGGGCUAUUGGGAUCCAAUGAUGAUGUAGCUAGACUUUUGAAGAAAUGCUCAUGGUUUGUGACAGCUGAUUUGGAGAAAACCUUGAUGCCAAAUGUGGAGAUCUUGAAGAGCUGUGGUAUACCGAUGGAGCGUGUUCUUCACUUCCUCUACACUCACCCGAGGGGUUUCUUAGUGAAGCCGGAUAUCUUGAGGAAAUCCGUGGACAAGGCUGUUAAAUUCGGUGUCCCUCACACUUCAUUGACGUUUAUCCGAGCUGUCAUUGUGUUCAAUCACACUAGCGAAGGGAUGUGGGAAGUCAAGCUGCAGACUCUCCGCAAAUUGGGAUUUGGUGAACAUGACAUACUCGCAAUUUUUAGGAAGCAGGCACAAGUUUUCUCAGCGUCAGGGAAGAAAAUGAAGGAGGUGAUAGAGUUUCUGCUUGCUAGCGGGAAGUACGAUACAUCCAGUAUUGUGGCCUCUCCGUCAGCACUUGUGUGCAGUAUAGAGAAGAGGCUUGAGCCGCGUAUGCAAAUUCUGAUGCUUUUGGAGAGUCGGUAUCUGAUUAAGAAGUGGCCAUGUCUUGCAGUUGUUACUACGCUGACAGAUGCUAGAUUUUUUGACAGAUUUGUUCGGCCUCAUUAUGAUGUGAUUAGGGAUGAACACAUCACGAAGUUAUUUGUGCAAGGCAUAAAGCAAUGA